Messenger RNA from Cryptomeria japonica (Japanese cedar), 4150 nucleotides. RefSeq lists its product as uncharacterized. NCBI's taxonomy places the organism in Eukaryota, Viridiplantae, Streptophyta, Pinopsida, Cupressales, Cupressaceae. The coding region runs from base 2536 to 3804 and encodes 422 amino acids. The transcript has 6 exons. The record is from RefSeq and is a predicted model, not a curated record. Gene Ontology annotation, molecular function: zinc ion binding.
UAUGAGAUCAUAAUAAACAUUCUUAUAUGUUUUUUGGAUAGAUAAUUGAGGGAAGCCAUUGAGGUCCUCUCUCAUGAGAAUUGAAACAUCUGAUAAAAAUGAGGAAAAACCUCCUUAAGAAAAUAUUCAACUUUUGGAGAAUCCUAAAAAGCCUACCAUUAUGAGUAAUUAUUUGCUCAUCACUGAACUUGUUCAUAUCAAAGAAAACAUCCAAUAUCUUGAGCCAACUAUCCAAAUCUUUUGCAAUGAUCUAACCUUUGCAUGAUUCAUUAUCUACCUUGGCUUUCAGCUUGAAUGGUUUGUAGUGCAAGUUUCCUCUCUUGCUUUCUCUUUAUCGAUGCUGCUGCUUAGCUUUCUUUGUUCUAUGUUUCCCCAAGAAGAGACGUUUUUUCUGCAACAUUGUUAGGGAUUGCUUCCUUGGAGAUGAUUCAACUUAUUGAACUAAUAACCUAUUACAUGAGUAAUACUUCGCUCCAUGCUUUACAUUUUGUGCCAUUUCAUCUGACAUUUUAUUAUUUUGAGCAUUAUUAUAAUCAUGGUAUAGCUAUUUAGUCAAUAUUACAUUGUGGAUUUAUCCCACGUGUCACAUGAGGCUGUAAUAAUAUAAUAAGUGAAUAUUAAGGGUGUGGAUUCAUCCCACAUUGGUUCUACCUCAUAAAUCUCUCAUUCUGAGGCCUUAAUUGUUCCAGAUUCAUCAAUGUAAACAUAUCUACAGCUAUUUCCAAGCACCAUGUUCUUUUUGGCAUGUUAUUGUUUUUGUUUGAUAAUAUUUGUAAGUAAGAUCCUAACAAGUGGUAUCAAAGUUCUUUCUAGGGCUGCAUUCUAUAGUGACAACAAUUUAGUGGCAUGCUACAACUAUCCACCAUAUACUCUAACUUUGUCUAAGUAUGGGAUUUUGGUGAUAAAAAAGUGGUACAAGUAAUGGGAUUUUAGCCAUUUUUGGCCCAAUGUGUUUCCCUUGAGAUUAUCUAGGUUAAAAAUCCUGUGAUAGUGGUUUUGAAAUAUCCUAAGACGGUGUGAAGUGAGCUGGAAUUUGUUCCACCAAUACCUAGGUCUCAACAGUUAUUUACAACCCCGAGCAUCCACAUACAUUGGAAGACCCUCUAGGAUUAGGAGAAACUUUACCAUAGGAUGCCAUUGAUUUUUUGAAAUCUAUAUUGUGUUGGUUGGCAGUUAGUGUUGGGAAGUUACUUUGUUCGUAUCUUGGAGAUAGGGUAGUGCAGCUGUAAGACAACAGAAUCCUUUGUAGGUAAAGCUCUAAAAUACUGGCCUAGUUCACUAUUCAUGAACAAGAAAAGUAUGUCAGAGAGCCUAUUGUUUAGGCACCCCCUAGCCUAGAAAUUUCCUGCUUAAACCCUAUUAGUGGACAAAUUCAAGCAUAUUUGGUAGAUCCAAAAUAAUUCAUACAAUAAUAUAGUGGGUUAGUGACCUGUAGCAUUCAGAAGGUGAAGCAAUUGUGCUAGUUGCAUCUUAGGUUUUAAGCUCCUAUACAUUCUGUAAUUUGCAACUUCGGGCAAAAUUCUUACAAACUAGGAGAAAUUUCAGUGUUUUGUCAAGAAAACCAGCCUACAGCUUAUUAACAGUAAAAAAGUCUAGGGUCACUUAUUUUCAACCAUUUACAAAUUGUCCCAAAUUAGCUGUCUUGUCCCAAAUCUGUUUUGCUUUUGAAUUCCUCCAAAAUUUCCUUGUCCUUGUGCUUUGGAUUUCAGAGUGAGUAUCACACACUUCCUAAACUACUAAAUUUUAAUAAGAACUUUGCUUUGAUACCAAAAUGAAAUGUAGUAAAUUAGUAAUAUGUUUCUAUGAAGUUAAUUUACUUGCAAUUCAUUACAACUUUUAUUCAUCAUUGAAUUGGUAUUAAAUGAACAAUAAAUUGCAUCGAAAUACUAGUAAUUUGAGUGCAAAUAAGAGAAAAAAUUCACCACUAAAUUGAUACAAUAAAGACUUCUGUUUCUGAGGUAUAGGGCACUGAGAACUUAAACAAAAUAAGGACAUUUGCUAAAAAAUCAAGUUGUUGAUGGAGGGAUGGUCACAAAUAGGACUGUUUGGCAAUUUUCUGAACAUGUGAGGGGUUUUAACUUUUAAACCCUUAUUUGUUUAUGCUUCUUGCAACAAAUUGCAUUAUAUAUGUUCUCCUAUGUGUUGAUUUACAACUUGGUUGUUGUUUCAUCUAAUUGGCAAGGGCAAGGAGAACUAUAAUAGGUUCCUGUGGGUUUUCUGCUGUAAAAUAAGUUAUUUUGAAAUCCGCAUUUGGACUAAUUGUGUUCUUUUUUCACUUAUCUUUCAAGAGUUAACAUCAAGACAUUAUGUGAGGGGAUGCAUUUUACUUUUUAGUGGUAAAAGAUGGCUACUAUACGUUGGAGUUAUAGAUUAUCACAACUCCUUUUAUAGUAAUUGCUAAAACUGAUGGCGAUGGUGUGACUGCACAUGGAAGAUUCUCCCUAGAUUUUUUGAAUGUGCUCACUUGCCCCCCUAUGCUAUUCAGAUUGCGCUAAGUAUACUUGCACUGUGAUGAAAUAAAAAAAUGGGGGUGAUAUGAAGCUUGCAGAGUGUUGUUCGUCUGAGACUGCAUCAGAAAAGAAAGACCUUUUCAAUAUAUUGGAUGGGGAUCAUAUUUAUAAUCAAGUAUCUUGCUUAAUUAGUUGCCAAACUAAAAGUAAUUUUUACAGGAUUGAAGAAGGCUUGAUGAAUUUAUUGAGGAAGUGUUUAGAAGCUGAACACGGCCUUAUAUGCUGUGCUAUUUCAGGCCAUAUUGAUCAUUUCCAGAGCACAAGAUCAGAAGACUUGGGAUGGGGCUGUGGAUGGCGAAACAUCCAAAUGUUAAGCUCUCACCUCCUGAUGCAAGUCUCUGGUGCAAGAGAAAUGUUAUUUGGAGGCUCAGGAUUUAUUCCAGAUAUUCCAUCACUCCAAAGGUGGUUAGAGAUUGCGUGGCAGAGGGGUUUUGAUAUGAUGGGUGCCCAAUCAUUUAAUUUUGGGAUAUAUGGAAGUAAAAAGUGGAUUGGGACAACUGAAUGUGCUGCUCUCUUACGUUCUUUUGGCCUUCGAGCACGUAUUGUAGACUUCGGAUGUGAAGCAGUUAAGAGCAGGAACUCUUUGGCUGAUACUCCGAAGUUGAACCAGGCAGUUCAAGGGAGAAGUAGAGAGAUGCUACAUACUAAUCAUACAAAUGGACCACUAAAUAAAUUUCUUCAUUUUGAGUAUCAGUGUGAUGGCUGCAAAACUCACCCAAUUAGAGGGUCUGUAUUUACAAGUAGAGAGAGAGAGAAUUUUCAUGUUUGUUCUGCUUGUAUGGACAAAGGAAAAUAUUUAUUUUCUGAGUUUCUGGAAACUGACACAGCAUGUAGUAGUACUAUUACCAACAAUGGUAAAGAAUUCUAUAAAGGCAAACCUGAAAAUCAUCAGGUGUUGGUUGAUUGGGUCUGGAACUAUUUUGUGGAGGACAAAAACAUGCAUUCAAAAGUACCUCUGUAUCAGCUUCGGGAACGCAUUAUCACCAGCCAACGGACGCCAUUGUAUUUCCAGCAUAAUGGGCAUUCAAGAACAAUUGUUGGAAUUCAACGACGAUACAAGUCACUAAAUAGGCGUGAUGAAGAAGUGAUUCUUCUUGUUCUGGAUCCUGCUCAGCGCACAGAAGAAUUGGCCAGGGCACUAAGAGGAAACAGUGGAUGGCAAAAGCUUGUCAAAAGAGGGCUGCAUACUCUGAGAAAACCAGAGUACCAGUUAUGUUAUGUUGAUCUUGGUAUUGCUCAUGGUGAGGAGUUGGAACAAUUAAAGAUUUUGGAUAGUGAGGUGUUCAAAUAUUGAAGCAUGAUCAAACAUGAUAUUCUUAAACGUUGAGGAACAUGAACCCUUUUGAGGAGAGCCACAAGCAAUAAAGCAAAAUAAUGUGAAUCAAGUUGUGGGCUAUGGCGACAGGAAUGGAGAUUUUCUAUUUAAAGCUGUCUGUCUGUUGGGAUUCUAGCACAAAUCAUUUUCAUUCCAGAAAGAAACAUACACAUAAAUUAUCUACUGUCCAAAUAAAGAUUUGAAAUUUGAAAUUAUACAAAAAUACAUAUAUAAUUUCUAUUUAGUUGAAUAGUAUGGCCUUCCCAAUAUAUAAGUAAGGUUUGACUAAUGUUUUUUACUAGUAUAAAUACAAAUAUGUUGAGAG